Vigna unguiculata (cowpea) is the source of this 2719-nucleotide messenger RNA. RefSeq lists its product as uncharacterized. Gene Ontology annotation, molecular function: alpha-L-arabinofuranosidase activity. The record is from RefSeq and is a predicted model, not a curated record. Gene Ontology annotation, biological process: L-arabinose metabolic process. NCBI's taxonomy places the organism in Eukaryota, Viridiplantae, Streptophyta, Magnoliopsida, Fabales, Fabaceae.
UAUAUAUAUCUCUUACCUGCUGAUACUAUCCUAACUAUUUUACUCAUUUGAAAAACCAAAUUCCAAGGAAGAUGAAGGUUUUUGUGUCUGUGUUUGUGGUGCUGGUGUUGUGCGGUUGUGCUGCUGCUGUUAAAGAAUGCACAAACAUUCCUACGCAAUCUCAUACUUUCACUCAUGACCUAUUGUCAUCCAAGAAUGAAACGUGGAAGCAAGAGGUGAUGUCUCACUACCAUUUGACGCCAACGGAUGAAUCUGCGUGGGCUGAUAUGCUGCCGAGGAAGUUCUUGUCGGAACAACAACAACAUGAUUGGGCGGUUAUGUAUAAGAAAAUUAAGAACAUGGGUGUGUUCAAAUCACCUGAAGGUUUUCUGAAAGAAGUGCCUCUUGAGGAUGUGAGGUUGCAUAAGAAUUCCAUCCAUGGCACAGCACAGCAAACAAACUUGGAGUAUCUGUUGAUGUUUGAUGUGGACAGGUUGAUUUGGAGCUUCAGGAAGACAGCGGGUUUACCCACUCCUGGUACUCCCUACGGAGGGUGGGAAGAACCCGGAGGUGAACUCAGGGGACAUUUUGUUGGGCAUUACUUGAGCGCAACAUCUCUAAUGUGGGCCAGCACACAGAACGAUGAGCUGAAACAGAAAAUGGCAUCUCUUGUUGCUGGUCUGUCUGCCUGUCAGGAGAAAAUUGGAACGGGAUAUCUAUCUGCAUUUCCAUCUGAGUUUUUUGAUAGAUUUGAAGCUAUUCAACAAGUUUGGGCUCCAUAUUAUACCAUUCACAAGAUUAUGGCUGGUCUCUUGGAUCAAUAUACAUUUGCUGGAAACUCUCAAGCUCUAAAAAUGGUGACUCGGAUGGUUGACUACUUCUACAACAGAGUGCAGAAUGUAAUAACAAAGUACACUGUAAACAGACACUAUCAAUCACUGAACCAGGAAACUGGAGGAAUGAAUGAUGUACUUUACAGAUUAUACAGCAUAACAGGAGAUUCUAAGCAUAUAUUUCUGGCUCAACUUUUUGACAAGCCGUGCUUUUUAGGGUUGCUUGCAGUGCAGGCUAAUGACAUAGCUGACAUGCAUGCUAAUACGCAUAUCCCAAUUGUUGUUGGAUCUCAAAGGCGAUAUGAAAUCACAGGCGAACCACUUCAUAAGGAAAUUGCGACAUUCUUCAUGGAAACCAUAAACUCUUCUCACAGCUAUGCAACUGGAGGGACAUCUGUCGGCGAAUUCUGGAGAAAUCCUAAGAGAAUAGCAGAUAACUUAAAAACAACAGAGAAUGAAGAAUCCUGCACAACUUAUAAUAUGUUAAAGGUUUCACGGCACCUGUUUAGAUGGACCAAAGAAGUCUCUUAUGCAGACUAUUAUGAGCGUGCAUUAACCAAUGGAGUGCUGAGUAUUCAAAGAGGAACAGAUCCUGGAGUGAUGAUUUACAUGCUUCCACUUGGUCCUGGGGUUUCCAAGGCUCAUACUUACCAUAGUUGGGGAACACCGUUUAACACUUUCUGGUGCUGCUAUGGAACGGGAAUUGAAUCAUUCUCAAAGUUGGGAGAUUCUAUAUAUUUCGAAGAAGAAGUGGAAAAUCCAACACUUUACAUCAUUCAGUACAUAUCAAGCUCAUUUAACUGGAAAUCUGGAAAAAUUUUGGUCAAUCAGACAAUUGCUCCAGCUGCUUCAUGGGAUCCUUACUUACGAGUCACAUUUACGUUUUCUCCAUUACAGAAAACUUCGACUACAUUGAAAUUUCGAGUACCUACUUGGACUAGUCUAGAUGGUGCCAAGGGGAUUUUAAAUGGUGAACCUUUAUCUCUUCCAGCUCCAGGAAACUUUUUGUCAAUCACAAGACAGUGGAAUGCUAGUGACAAGCUGACUCUUCAGUUGCCCCUAACCUUAAGAACAGAGGCCAUAAAAGAUGACAGGCCUGAAUAUGCAUCUACUCAAGCAAUUCUUUAUGGUCCUUAUCUACUUGCCGGUCAUUCCCUCGGUGGUGAUUGGCACCUUAAAUCUGGGGCUAAUAAUUCAGACUGGAUUACUCCUGUUCCUGCCAGUUACAAUAGUCAACUAGUUUCUUUUUCCCAAUCCUUUGAAAAUUCAACUUUUGUUUUGGCAAAUUCAAACCAUUCUCUUAGUAUGCAAAAGCUUCCUAAAUCUGGGACUGGUUUGGCUCUUCAGGCAACUUUUAGGCUUGUCCCAAGAGAAUCUUCCUCAAAGUUUUCAACAUUAGCAGAUGCUAAAGAUAGAUCAGUGAUGUUAGAACCAUUUGAUCUUCCUGGAAUGAAUGUGGUUCACCAAGGAGCAGAUAAACCUCUUCUCAUUGAAGAUUCUUCCAAUGGCAAGCCAUCUUCUGUUUUUGUUGUGGUACCAGGAUUGGAUGGAAGAAAUGAAAGCAUUUCUUUGGAAUCACAGAGCUUGAAGGGCUGUUAUGUGUAUAGUGGUUUGAGUUCUAGUGCAGGAGUGAAGCUCAGAUGCAAAUCUGAUUCUGAUGCUAAGUUUAACGAAGCCACAAGCUUUAUUUCUCAAAAGGGAUUGAGCCAAUACAAUCCUAUCAGUUUUGUGGCUAAAGGCGUAAACAGGAACUUUCUUUUGGAGCCAUUGUUCUCAUUCAGAGAUGAGUAUUACACAGUUUAUUUCAACAUUGAAGGUUGAUACAAGUUCUUCAUUUCACUUUAAAAAAUAAACACUGUAAAGGUUAAAGUCAUCAUUAUUCAAUUAAUGAAUAUAGUUGAUGAAUA